This is a messenger RNA of Macadamia integrifolia, 1562 nucleotides long. Its product is annotated as DJ-1 protein homolog E. The transcript has 4 exons. Bases 230 to 1396 code for a protein of 388 amino acids. The record is from RefSeq and is a predicted model, not a curated record. Lineage: Eukaryota; Viridiplantae; Streptophyta; Magnoliopsida; Proteales; Proteaceae.
CGAGCUUCCCGUGGGAUAGUCUGAAGUUCUGAAAAGUGUGACCAUCUUAAAUGGUUAUUGAUUGAUCUCUGUAUUGCGCUAAAGUAUACAUUCUCAAGCCUCCUCCCCAAAAGGAAGUCCUAUAUCCGGAAGAAGAAAAAAGAAGAAAAGAUCAUCUCUUUUUUAUUCUCAUUUCAGUUUUCCAGCAGGACGGCAGGCAGGUCAUCUGGGCUUGGCAGCAGAAACGACGAUGACCCGAAAAUCGGUAUUGAUGAUAUGCGGGGAUUACAUGGAAGACUAUGAGGCUAUCGUCCCCUUCCAUGUCCUUCAGGCAUUUGGCAUCCGCGUCCAUUGUGCAUCUCCCAACAAGAGAUCCCGUGAUACCUGCUUCACUGCUGUUCAUGACUACAUGGGCCACCAGCUAUACACAGAACUGCAAGGCCAUCACUUCACCCUCAACGCCAAUUGGGACGAACUCAACCCCGACUGCUACGACGCCCUCAUCAUCCCUGGAGGCCGAUUCUCCGAACUCUUUAGCGCCCACAAUGGGGUCCUGCGAAUCGUUUCCGAAUUCGACAAAGCCCGCAAGCCAAUAGCAGUCACUUGUCAUAGCCAACUCAUCCUAAUCGCCGCCGGCGCCCUCCAAGGCAAGAAAUGCACCGCCUUUUGGAGCUUGAAGCCUGUUAUCAAGCUCGCCGGCGGUGUUUGGUCAGAGCCCGAUCCCAUCACUUCAUCCCUUCUCGACUCCAAUAUCAUCAGCGCCGUUGGUUGGCCUGCACAUGCCCAGUACCUCGAUCUUCUCCUCCGUUCCAUGGGAGCUAAAAUCGUGCGACAUCAGAACAGAGCAAUCCUUUUCCUUUGUGGGGAUUAUGUGGAGGAUUACGAGAUAAACGUACCCUUCCAAGCCAUGGGGGCACUGGGUUGCAGGGUGGAGGCAGUUAGCCCAGGGAAGAAGAAAGGAGACAAGUGCGUAACGGCCAUCCAUGACCAUAUCCAUGACCCAGAGGGAGUCCAGGUGUGCAGCGAGAGGCAGGGGCAUAACGUCGUCCUCACUGCUGACCUCAGUGAAAUCUGUGUCGACGACUACGACUGCCUUGUCAUACCCGGAGGACGCUCGCCAGAGUUUCUGGUCAUGGACGAUAAAGUGGUGUCACUUGUGAAGGAAUUCGCUGACAAGAAAAAGAUUGUUUCAGGAAUAGGCCAUGGGAAGUUACUCCUCGUUGCUGCUGGUCUAUUGCAGGGAAAGAGAUGUGCAAGCAGCUGUGCUAUGAAGGCUAUCGUGAUGGUGGGUGGUGGGUUGGUGGAAUCUACAGAGGCUGUGGCUGAUGGGGAGCUGCUUACCGCGACCGGAUGGCCUGCGCUUCCACAAUUUGUUUCCCAACUCGCAGAACUCUUGGGUUUCUCCGUUGUCUUUUGACAGAUUCUUUGGGCGUGUCGAGGCUUUUGUUUAAGUUGAGCCCCCUGUUCAAGUUAUUUGAAAUGUAUUUGUCACCAUUUCAAAAUCAUCACCGAAGAAUUCGGGGUUGUUUGUUAUGAAUUCGUACUAUUUUUCCUUAAUAAACCCAAGAACUACAUGAAGAACA